Drosophila albomicans is the source of this 2285-nucleotide messenger RNA. RefSeq names its product YTH domain-containing family protein (gene Ythdf). Gene Ontology annotation, molecular function: mRNA binding; N6-methyladenosine-containing RNA reader activity. NCBI's taxonomy places the organism in Eukaryota, Metazoa, Arthropoda, Insecta, Diptera, Drosophilidae. Gene Ontology annotation, cellular component: cytoplasm. The record is from RefSeq and is a predicted model, not a curated record. Bases 162 to 2246 code for a protein of 694 amino acids. The transcript is spliced from 9 exons. Gene Ontology annotation, biological process: mRNA destabilization.
AUUGUAUGGGUCUGUGUAAUUUACACAUUUAAGUGUAGUGUGCAGUUCUACAUGUCAAAAACGCGUAUUUUAAUUUAUUAAAACACUUUCAAUUGCAAUACUUAACCUGUUCAUUAAUUAAUUAUUUUUUUGCACACAAAGAAAGCUGAAUUCGGCAGCAAAUGUCAGGCGUGGAUCAGAAAUUAUCAGGAACUGCAGUAGUAAAAUCUGUUGGAGAGCGCACUAUACCAUGGAGCCAACAAGUUGAUGAGGCAUCGUAUGAAAACUUAUCUUCUCCAGCCAAUGAUGAUAACUCUGGUAAUCAAAGCUCAAUGCAAUUCCAAUUUCCGCCAUUCAAUGUGAAAGAAAAUAAUAUUACAUCAUUAAGCCACACAGGAAAAGGACGUAAAACAUCUCACAAUAAUGACACAAAGCUGAAAUAUGGAAAUCCAAGCAGUUUUAAUAAUUCAAAGAGAGAAAAUCAACAAAUAAAUGCAUGGAAUUCAAGACGUUUUUUUGCAGAAAAGAUUAAUGAAAAUGGCGAUGAUCAAUCAAUCAGUCAGUUCGACACACGUACAAGGGAAUCUGUCCAUGAAGUUAAGGCACACGCCGCCAUCACUGUCCCGAAGAAGAUGACAUGGGCUUCAAUUGCUUCACAGCCAGCUAAACUUACUUCAAAAACAACAUUUGCCAGUUCCAUCAAUAAAAAAAAAGGUCCGGGUAUGCCACCGCCACCAAUGGUACCGGGCAAGCAUAAUUUAGAUGUUAAUGUGUGGGACUUGCCCGACAGUAAUCCUCCACCUCCUUUACCAUCCCCGCCGAUACCCAUUGAAUUAACCAGUUCGGAUAUUCAUUUUUCUGCAUCGACUAAAGAAGAAUCCACACAAUCUGUUGGCGGACGAUCUGAAAAAGAUGACCGUUUUGAGGUUGGACCUAGCAACAUCAAUGUGUGUAGCACAAAAUCGUCAACAAUAGGACAAUCUCGCAAAAAUUGGGCACCCCUUCAGCAACAACAAGCUACCGAUGCACGUCAGACUAGUGGUGCAUCAGCGCAGCCAAUUCGACGGAUUGUAGCUACAAGUACUCAUAAUCGAUAUUCAGAUCGUAGGGGAAACUUCACUGGUCAUCAUCGACAUGAUUUUGAGAAAAACAUUAAGCAUGAAUAUAAUGAUGAAAGUAAUCCAAGAGCUGCGGCGCCGAAUACGCCGAAUAUAAUAGAAGAAGUGGUUGCUGAUCCGCAAAUAUUAUUGGAUGAAUUAAAGGACAAAAACAAUUAUAAUCCAACUGAAAUUGAUUUAGAUAAAGCAUCCACUGCACGCUUUUUUGUUAUAAAAUCAUAUUCUGAAGAUGAUAUUCAUCGUAGUAUAAAGUAUGAGAUCUGGUGCUCUACAGAUCAUGGUAAUAAGCGAUUGGAUGACGCUUUUAAAGAACGAUACAAAGAAGGCGGUAAUAUUUUGCUUUUCUUUUCGGUAAAUAGCUCAGGCCACUUUUGUGGUAUGGCUCAAAUGAUGACAUCGGUAGAUUAUAAUUCCACAUCCAGCGUUUGGUCUCAAGACAAAUGGAGGGGAAAGUUUAAAGUAAAAUGGAUAUAUGUCAAGGAUGUGCCUAAUGGAAAGCUGCGGCACAUUCGUCUUGAAAAUAAUGACAAUAAGCCAGUGACAUAUUCAAGAGAUACACAAGAGGUGCAAAACGCAAAGGGCAUUGAAGUUCUACAAAUAUUACACUCAUAUAAGCACACAACAUCCAUAUUUGAUGACUUUUCCCAUUACGAAAAAAAACAAGAAGAGGAAGUCUCAUCGAAGCGUCCAAUAGUUCACUCAACCGAUGUCAUUAAUCAAUCUCAAUUGUCAAUUAAUCGUCAUUUCAAUCGACAACAAAUCGAUGACAGAGAAAGGGAGCGAAAUGUCCGCAGCGACUCUCGUAGCUUAGCUAUGACUACAACACAAAAAAAUUCAUUUAACGGAGGUAAUAAUUUUCGCGAUCGCAAUUCUAUUCAUAAAAGUACUACUGGACCCAGUGGCUUCAGCUCAAGCUACAGUGACUAUCGAAGAGGAUUCGAGAGGGAAAAUGUGCAGAAUGAUAGGGAAAAUUUAUUUGAAUUACGUCAACAUGGAUCAAACAGAAAGGACGACCAUUUACAUAGCUAUUCAACUAAAUCAAGGCUAAAUAAACGGGAAUAUAAUACUGAACAAAUGAAAAGUGAUGUGCGUGUGAGAUCUGAGCUAUCAUCAUCAAGGGAUUUGCCUAAAGUCUGUAUUAAUCCUUGAACCAUAGAUACAUAUGAAGUAAUUUAUAUAUAUAUAUAU